AUAUUUGAUCAAAAUUGCUGCUACAUCAUGGCAGCCCCCGUAGCUGCUUCUGCGAAAGCAGUUUCGUCUCUUUUAUGUGGGUAUUCUACUAUUAAUCUGUCACGGCACAUUGCCACUAGUCCUUCGUCAUUCGCUCUACGUAAGCUAUUUGACUUCUCUAAGGUUGACUCGAAGAAAGAGCAAGCAUCCGCUGUGUUGGCUGAUAAGGAACAUGUGUUUGAAUUGCAAUACCAUCUCACACGGCCUGAGCGGAUAGAGGAAUAUAUGGGAUUUCAUCAGAAGUUUGUGGAAACUGUGAAAGAGAGGAAUGACUUAAAUUGUGAACUACUGGGUAGCUGGUCAACCAUGGUCGGAGAUGAGGAUGAAUUUGUGCAUCUCUGGGUACACAAUCAUGGCUUUGAAGGGGUCAGCCAGGCGCAAGCGAUCAUCAGAAGUGACGCGGUUUAUGUUGAACAAACCAAGACUUUGCGAAAGUUGCUGAGGAGCAGGAGCAAUCAGCUGCUCCUGGAGUUUACCUUCUGGCCCAAGCCUGAACCGCGUCCACCUAAGCAUAUCUACGAACUAAGGAGCUACAUGUUGAAGGCAGGAACGAUGAUCGAAUGGGCCCACAGCUGGUCCCGGGGCCUCGAGAGUAGGCAGGCCAACAACGAACCAGUCGCUGGAUUCUUCACCAAUAUUGGAGUUAUCCACAAUGUGCAUCAUCUGUGGGCUUAUGACGACCUUCAGUCUAGGAAAGAGACGCGUGAGGCAGCUUGGCAGAAACCAGGAUGGGACAAGUGUGUACAGUACACUGUGCCUCUCAUGAAGCAAGUGCAGUCUAGGAUCCUUCUUCCUACACCAUACUCACCCCUUCAAUAGGUGGCUUCAUCUAGGAAGGCUAUCUGUAGGAGAACAGUGGGGCAGGUGAUUGUUAAGUUAUUACCCACAACGGAAAUCCAGCUGCAGUGUUGCUCGACAGUUUAUAGGAAACGACAGUGCACGUAACGAGAUGUAUGUGUGUGGGUUGCAGGUCGCUACGCUCUGUGGUUUCCAUAUUCUUACACAAUACUAGUGUGCCAAUAUUAGGAGUAAGAUCAUAUGGAUAUAACAAUGAUAAUCCAUUCAUUAUUGUUCUCCUGAUAAUAUCAAUGUUGUGCUGGCUGUCAACAUUAGCAUUUCCACAGCAGCAUUUUCAAUCUGGAUGUAGCACCGAAUUCUAUUUCUGGAUGCUGUCACAAAUGAACAAGCAGUAGUUUUGUAGUCUGUCAGUGAACUUAUCUCGGGUGUACUGUGGAGGUUCUUCCAAGAGUAUAUUCUUAUAUAGUUUAAAGCAUUUAAGUAAUUUGUAAAGUGACAUGUUAGUUGCUCCUAAUUUACUUGUCUGCCUGAGCGAGGCGACCAUGCCCAUCUUUGCUAUUAUUGCGAAGUCGGUGAAGCUCACCUGGUUUCUACACAGCUUCACAUGUAUGCAGACUGCAAUGCUUCGUUGAUAAGCACUGUUGUUAGAAUGCUCUAUGCUAAUGCUAAUUUACUAGAGCUGCCUGUCAAUCAUGCCAGGUAGGCAAGUCAAUCAUGCCAGAUAGGCAAGUCAGUCAUGCCAGGCAGUCAAGUCAAUCAUGCCAAAUAGGCAAGUCAAUCAUGCUAGGUAGAUAAGUCAAUCUAUGGCAAUUCCCAUAUUGGUGAAGUAAGUCUGUGACUUUUCUCAUUCCCACAGGAAGCACACGGGGUGUGUGUGGUUACCGACAUGUAAAUUACGAAGGUACGGCAUUACCCAUGCGAGAAUCGUGCGCAGACAGGCGACCAGCACUUCGUUUUUAUUGCUAGCAUCUACUGGUUUGCUCUUAUCUUAUUAGCAACCUUUGCAUUGUAUUCUCUCUCAAUUAUUUCAGUUUUGGACAGUUGUGCAUUAUAUCAGGAGUACAUGCUGGUGCUUGUGCUGCGUGGAAUAGGUACAUUACAGUAUUAUAAACUCAUGUAUAUAUAUAUAUAUAUAUAUAUAUAUAUAUAUAUAUAUAUAUAUAUAUAUAUAUAUAUAUAUAUAUAUAUUAAGAGUUAAUAAUAGACAUUGAUAAAAGGACAUAGAUAGGUUCAUGGGAGUACAGAUAGUAACCCCCCCCCCCUCAGCCAUGUUGCUUAUAUUAGACAGUAAUAACAGCAGAUGGAAUAAAUGUUUGAUUGCUGUAAUGAGUCGUGUCUGUACUAUCGUAGCACUGCAUCAAUCGUGGUUGACCAUGGAGUACAGUGUACAGGGUCGCUGUUAUCUUCACACAAAUCGGCGAAGUGCCACGCACUGAACAUGCCAGUGACCGCCGAGCGUCGAUGCAUCAGUCAUAGAAAUCUCGUCCCUUGUACAGGAGACUGUUUACAGUACAGGCAGCAAUGCACUCCUGUGUGUCCAACGCCAGGUGGCGCCAUACCCGUGUAUCCCGAAAUAUAGGUGGCGUGGCAGCAGCACCACACCCAUGUAACUCUCGAAAUAGGUGACCGAUAUAAUGCCAUGCAUGUGUGAAACUGCAACGUUAGCUGACGUGAGAGAUGAAGCGGUAUAUAUAGCAUCUAUUCUGGAGUCUGAACAAUCAUGUAUCUUCAUCUGAAAGGGGAUUGUGAUGUUUACCUUACUCCAGUCUCUUACAGCAGUCUACUGUGUCCAUCUUGUGUCUAUCUCGCCAUAUUAAAUUAUUACAAUCAUUGUUCUGUGCAUUUGAAUUAGUCUGUGCCUACAUGAUCGGCUAUCGACUGGCUGGGAAUCUCAGUAUGUGAAGUCGUUGUCAAGGGCAGGUUGACCAAAAUUGCAGAAACAGCUUGUUCUUGUAUUAUGUGUUACCGAUAGCAUUGUUAUUAAAGUUUCAUGGUUUGAAAAUA
Messenger RNA from Priapulus caudatus, 2841 nucleotides. Its product is annotated as protein NipSnap-like. Gene Ontology annotation, cellular component: mitochondrion. The transcript is spliced from 9 exons. Bases 28 to 858 code for a protein of 276 amino acids. The record is from RefSeq and is a predicted model, not a curated record. Lineage: Eukaryota; Metazoa; Priapulida; Priapulimorpha; Priapulimorphida; Priapulidae.